This is a messenger RNA of Carassius auratus (goldfish), 2028 nucleotides long. It is a transcript of the gene actr3, whose product is annotated as actin related protein 3. NCBI's taxonomy places the organism in Eukaryota, Metazoa, Chordata, Actinopteri, Cypriniformes, Cyprinidae. The transcript has 12 exons. The record is from RefSeq and is a predicted model, not a curated record. The coding region runs from base 115 to 1371 and encodes 418 amino acids.
UUGAAUGCGGAAGAGGAAAACGCUUCCCUUCGCGCUUCCGGGUUCCGCCUCGCGCACAAACGGACGGACUGAUCAUUCGUACUGGGAGCUCUCCGGCGCUUUAACGCACUCGAGAUGGCCUCUCGGUUACCGGCAUGCGUUGUGGAUUGUGGCACAGGAUACACCAAACUGGGAUACGCAGGAAACACGGAGCCGCAGUUCAUCGUUCCCUCAUGUAUCGCCAUCAAAGAGUCGGCGAAAGUGGGCGAUCAGGCCCAGAGGAGGAUGAUGAAGGGCGUGGAUGACCUGGACUUCUUCAUCGGAGACGAAGCCAUUGAUAAACCCAACUACGCCACUAAAUGGCCCAUCCGGCACGGGAUCGUGGAGGACUGGGAUCUGAUGGAAAGGUUUAUGGAGCAGGUGAUCUUCAAGUAUCUGAGAGCCGAACCUGAGGACCAUUACUUCCUGCUGACCGAACCUCCUCUAAACACUCCAGAGAACCGCGAGUACACGGCCGAGAUCAUGUUUGAGUCCUUUAACGUGCCGGGGCUGUACAUCGCUGUGCAGGCUGUUCUGGCUCUGGCAGCGUCAUGGACGUCUCGACAGGUCGGUGAGAGAACCCUCACAGGAACCGUCAUCGACAGCGGAGACGGAGUUACUCACGUCAUUCCAGUGGCGGAGGGUUACGUGAUCGGCAGCUGCAUUAAACACAUUCCCAUCGCGGGACGAGACAUCACCUACUUCACACAGCAGCUGCUGAGAGAGAGAGAGGUGGGCAUCCCUCCGGAGCAGUCGCUGGAGACCGCCAAAGCCGUCAAGGAGCGCUUCAGUUACGUCUGUCCUGAUCUGGUGAAGGAGUUCAGUAAGUACGAUACGGACGGAUCUAAAUGGAUCAAGCAGUACACCGGCAUCAACGCCAUCAGCAAGAAAGAGUUCACCAUUGACGUGGGCUACGAGCGCUUCCUGGGACCAGAGAUCUUCUUCCACCCGGAGUUUGCUAACCCGGACUUCACUCAGCCCAUCUCUGAGGUGGUGGACGAGGUCAUUCAGAACUGCCCGAUCGAUGUGCGCCGUCCGCUCUAUAAGAACGUGGUCCUGUCGGGCGGCUCCACUAUGUUCCGUGACUUCGGCCGGCGUCUGCAGAGAGACCUGAAGAGGACGGUGGACGCGCGUCUGAAGCUCAGCGAGGAGCUCAGCGGAGGGAAACUCAAGCCCAAACCCAUCGACGUGCAGGUCAUCACCCACCACAUGCAGCGCUACGCCGUGUGGUUCGGAGGAUCCAUGCUGGCGUCCACCCCGGAGUUUUACCAAGUGUGCCACACCAAGAAGGACUACGAGGAGAUCGGGCCGAGCAUCUGCCGCCACAACCCUGUGUUCGGUGUCAUGUCCUAAACACACACACACACACACACACACACACACACACGAGCACGUAUGGGAUGGUAGGGUGAAGAAAUGAGAAAUGUGUUUUCUAUUAUUGGUCCCGUCAGAGUAGAUCUGUGUCCCACUGACCGGUUCACCGCGACUGCUGGACACCACGGGUUUCUUGAGUUUCUGUUGAUUUUAUCCCAGUGUAAGCACCGAAGCGCUUCAGUCUGUGUGUGUGUGUGUGUGUGUGUGUGUGUGACGCCAGUAACUGACCUCUGAUCACCAGAUUUGAUGAACCUGGACCGGUCUCAUUAUUGUCAUUAAGGUGUAAAGAAUCACAUGUGUUUGGCUCCAUCCUCUUCUUCAUUUGAAUGUUUAAUGACCCGAACUCCUAGCACAUUAAAACAAGUCUUUCUGAUCUACUUUGAUACUUCCUUUUGAGCUCUUAAAUUUGUGACUAAAAGAAAACUGUAAAAAAAAAAAAUCCAUAUAUUUUCUCUCUGUCUGUCUUUUUCUUCAUGGCAUUUUAGAUACUCACCUGUUUUACCUCGAGAGGUCGUUUAUUCAUGAACGUGCUUGAGCAGAAUCAGUAUUAGCAGAAGCUGGUUUAGAGAGAGACAGACACACACCGGUGGGAUUUGAGUGUAAUGGUGAAACAUUCCAAUAAAAGCUCAUGGUUUC